GUGCCUAUAUGGUUUCUUGUUUUCAUUAGAAUAACAAUUUUUUUUUCUUUUUUUCUUUUUUUUUUACAGUUAGGCCUAGGCCUACAGCUAAGGUGUAUGUGUGCCAUGUGUGCGUAGAAAAGUACAGAUUCUGUAAAGAGAUCGAACCUUCACGAUUUGAUUGGUUAGAAGUUUGCCCAGAACUACGUCAUUUCAUUGCGUUAUCCCUAGAGAGAGAAAGAGAGCUGCUGCCUUAGCGCAGCUAGCUCUGUAGCUAGCUUGUAGCUUGCUUAUCUGGUGACACCAGGUGACGCUCGCGCAAACUAGCAUUCUACACAAGGGGGACAGACAAUUCAGAGCAUUAUCAUGGCUUUUGCAACACAUGCAGGUUCUUCAUUGCCAAGUCUAAAAAAUGUUGCAAGUAAGUCUAUAAUGAAGGCAAAAGAGAUAUCAAAGGUCUUGGAGUACAUCUUUCUUUUGCAAAAACAGUACACAGGUGGUAGGACAAAGCUGAAAGUUUACUUAAAAGAAGAUUUGGUGAUUUCAUCAGUGACAACAAUGUGCUGCACAGUUGAGAUUGAAGGGGAAGGCAAUUGGACACAACACUUUAGUGCAGAACAACUAUUUUCAGGUGAGAUUGAUCCACUGCUGUCUGUUCUGUUGGACACCGUUGGCACAUUUGAAGUUGAUGUAAAAGAUUUUGAUGAGAACAAGAUUAAACAUGCCAACGUUUCAGUAGAAGAUGGUGAUGAUAUGGCCAUUAAGUUUUCAAGAUCCGAUUGUACUGGCAACGAGAAAGAUUUUCACUGUAAAUACCUGAUUGUUGUUUCAAGAGACAAACUGUUGGAAAUGUUGGUGGAAUUGAAAAGCUACAUUCAUGCUGUCUUCUUGCUAAAUAGUUUGCCACCGGUUGAGCUUAUUGUAGAGACAUCACAACAUUCUGAAACUAAAAUAUUUGGAAAUGAUGCUAGGAGCCGGGUUACUAGCAGUGGGAAACGUCUUGUUUCUGAUGCGUGCUACUUUACAAGGUUAGCAGCUGGAGAAAGUGAACACACUCGCCUCUGUUACAAGACUAGCAGCAAGUUCCUUAUCACCUCACCUAUGUUGUCAUCUGAAGACCAAACAUCGCUCAAGUUAUUCGUCACUGUGGCUACGAUUCCUUCUUCACCUAGUCAACAACACACAACAAAAAUGCUGAAUAUCUAUUUCUUUGGUCCAGAUGGACUUCCAUUGGUUCUUCCUGGUGUUUCCCAGUACUGCGUGCUUCCUUUUCAGCUUGCCAAAUGGGAAAAGUUUGGACUUCAUGUUGGACAGCAACUAGAAAGAAAUCACUCAAACCAUGGGCUUGUCUUGCCUGACCAAUCAUAUCACUUACUGCGGACAUCAGAUGCUUCCUGUACAGACGAUUGGCAGACACUUCAACUUAUAUUACUUAUUGAUUUCAACAAUCACCAUAGCAUAAAAGAGAAAAAAGAAAUUUUAGAGGCAGUUCGUUCAAACCUAAGCUCAAUAGUAACCGAGCAAGGAGACAAGUUUAGGAGGGCAACACACAAGGCACUGACUAAACUAUGGGUCAACAAAUCAACAAUGAGAGAUAAGCAAAAGAUAGUUGAACAGGCAGUACCUGUGGCUGUGAAGGCAGUGGGAGUCAUUUUCAAGCAUAGUACAAACGAAGAAUUCAGGAAAAAGUGUUUAUCCAAGUUACAGGUCUGUAAUAGUAGGGAAUUGUCAGCAGAGAUGACUGCGAGGCUGUGGUUUAUUGCUAAUAGAAAGUUUAACGUCGCCCAACCAGCCAAUAGUAAACCUACUAAAUCCAAGACCAGCACACCUUUGCUUACACCAUCAGCCUUCAACAGCCAACACACUGCUAGUCGCCAGUCUAAUAUGAGCAGUGAUACAACAAGUUUUGAAGAGUUUGGUGAUAUAGGACUUCUGGUUUGGGAUGAAUUGAAAGAUCUGGAUAAUAUUGUAUCAGCUGGUUCAAAAACUCCUGAUCAAAAUUCACAGCUUGAAGACAAUGCAUCAGGGAGUUUAACUAAUGAUGAUUGGUUCAGCCAAGCUUUAACGGAUUGUGAUUGGUUAAGUUGCUCAGGCCCUGAAGAAUGAAACACAGAUUGUGAUUGGCUACAUUGAUCAGACCCUGAGAAACAAUAUAAACAAGAAACACAUAAAGUGAUUGGUUAAAUUGCUCAAGCUCUGAGGAAUAAUAACAAGAAACCAUAAUGUGAUUGGCUAAAUUGCCCAGUCUCUCAAAAAUAAUAGCAAGAAAGACAUCAUGUGAUUGGCUAAUUUUCUCAGGAACUGAGGAAUACCAGGGAGUUGUUAUAUAGUGACUAAAAUAUUUAAUAUCCCUGGGAAUAUUAAACAUGACAUUUUUCAGGUCCUAAAUAAACAAAACCAUAUAAUGUAAUUGGCUAAAUUGCUCAAACAUUUUCAGGACAACCGAUCUUGUUAGCAUGUUCAGCUACAAAGGCAGAAAAGUUAAGAAAUAAAGUAACAUUUUGUGUAUUGUUUCAUUUUAUUCAAUCGUCAUAUUUCUGCUUUUAAAAAAUAGCACCGCGAUAUGUAGUUUACAAUUGGCCUAAUUUUCAGAAAAGAAAAUGAAAGCACUGUACCUGUAUACUUUUUUUGUAAAUAGUUUAGAAAUAGCUACUAAAAACCAACAUUAAUAGAAGACCAAUGUUCGUUCACAGUAACUUACAUGUCGGAUGAAUAAAUUUUAAUUAAAAUUUAGAUGCUAAAAUUAACCAUAUUGAUAUUAAACUUCAUGAUUGUUACAGAGAUAAUUAUUCUAAUUUGUCAAAUACCAAUAUGGUUAAUUAGCAUUCUUU
Molecule: messenger RNA, 2810 nt
Organism: Anneissia japonica
Lineage: Eukaryota; Metazoa; Echinodermata; Crinoidea; Comatulida; Comatulidae
Product: type 2 DNA topoisomerase 6 subunit B-like
Exons: 15
Coding region: 346-2085 (579 amino acids)
Biological process (GO): meiotic DNA double-strand break formation
Source: RefSeq, a predicted model, not a curated record